Dryobates pubescens (Downy woodpecker) is the source of this 3046-nucleotide messenger RNA. RefSeq names its product fibroblast growth factor 14 (gene FGF14). NCBI's taxonomy places the organism in Eukaryota, Metazoa, Chordata, Aves, Piciformes, Picidae. The record is from RefSeq and is a predicted model, not a curated record. Gene Ontology annotation, cellular component: cytoplasm. The coding region runs from base 538 to 1281 and encodes 247 amino acids. Gene Ontology annotation, biological process: positive regulation of gene expression; animal organ morphogenesis; regulation of cell migration. Gene Ontology annotation, molecular function: fibroblast growth factor receptor binding; growth factor activity. The transcript has 5 exons.
GGUGGGACUGAAGCGCCGUGAUUACAGCUCUCCCCAGAGAAGAAGAUUGCUCUCUCCAGAUGCUGAUUUCUGAAGCACUUGGCAAUCAUCAGGCGGGAGCCUGAAAGAGGCGGCGGUAGCCGCCCCGGCCGCGGCGAUGGCAGCGGCGGGCGAGGGGGCAGCAGCGCGGGGCUGAGGGGCAGCCUCGCGAGGUGACGCUGCCGGCCGGACCUGAGCUGACCGGGCGCGGCUGUGCCCCGAGUCCCGCUCGCUCCGCGCCACCAGCCCGCUCGCAGACGCUUGUCGCCCGAGCAGGUGUCCCUGCGCUGGGGCACAGCGGGAGGGGCGCCGGGGCACCCAUGUGGUGACCCGCAGCGGUGGCAGCUCCCACGGGCGGCAGGGCAGGGGUGCCCUUCUGCAGCCGCGCCUCGGGUCGGAGGAGGCUCCCGCUCGCCCGUCCUUCUGGGCAUGGGUCCCCGACGAGGCUGAGCGCCCCGCCGCUGCCCUCCCCACUGCCCGUCGCGGCGCUGGCCGACUUGGGCGAGCCGGCGAUCAGCCAUGGCAGCGGCCAUCGCCAGCGGCUUGAUCCGCCAGAAGCGGCAGGCGAGGGAGCAGCACUGGGAUCGGCCCUCGGCCAGCAGGAGGCGGAACAGCCCCAACAAGAACCGCGGGCUCUGCAACGGCAACCUGGUGGACAUUUUCUCCAAGGUCCGCAUCUUCGGACUCAAGAAGAGGCGGUUGCGGCGCCAAGAUCCCCAGCUCAAGGGUAUAGUGACCAGGUUAUAUUGCAGGCAAGGCUACUACUUGCAAAUGCACCCCGAUGGAAGUCUCGAUGGAACCAAGGAUGACAGCAGUAAUUCUACGUUAUUCAACCUUAUACCAGUGGGACUUCGAGUUGUUGCUAUCCAGGGUGUAAAGACUGGCUUGUAUAUAGCCCUAAAUGGAGAAGGUUUCCUCUACACAUCAGAACUUUUUACACCAGAGUGCAAAUUCAAGGAGUCUGUUUUUGAAAAUUACUAUGUAAUCUACUCAUCCAUGCUCUACAGACAACAGGAGUCCGGGAGGGCCUGGUUCUUGGGGCUGAACAAAGAAGGGCAGGUCAUGAAAGGAAACAGAGUGAAGAAAACAAAACCAGCAGCUCAUUUUCUACCCAAGCCAUUGGAAGUUGCCAUGUAUCGAGAACCAUCUUUGCAUGAUAUUGGAGAAACAGUGCCAAAGGCUGGGGUAACUCCAAGUAAAAGCACAAGUGCGUCUGCAAUAAUGAAUGGCGGCAAACCAGUUAACAAGAGUAAGACAACAUAGCCAGAUCCUCACAGGUGUUGUGACUUACUGAGUCCCGAGUACAGUUGAGUAAUUUAUCCUUGCCAGACUUCCCCUCUGCGGUGUCUGUGGAUCAGCUUGCGGCAAGUCAGAGGCUUGCCUGUUGCCGUUUCUGAACUGAGUUGUUGCAAGUGGAUAAAUCUCAACAUGUAGCUCUACCCACAACAAGACACCUGGAUGAACCAGCUAAACUCAGACCAUGGAAUGCCCUACCAGAUAUUGGAAUGCCUUUUUAAUAUCUUUUCUGUGACUGUGACACUUCAUGUGAAUGACAUACUUCACAAGUACACUUGAUACCUUGCCUGCUGACAAUUGCCCAUAAUCCCUUUUUGAGUCCAGUUUCAGCAAAAUCCAUAUGUUUAAGUUCUAUUUUGUAGCACACAAAUAAUCAAGUAAUUUCUAGUUAGAUGCUGUAAACCUGUGCUAUUAUGGAUUUCUCUUCUUCCCUUUUUUAUAAGGCUGCUCGCUCCACUGUCUGUGAUCUUUUGCAGGGAUUGUGUUUCUCUAUAACUUAAGUGUUGACGGUGGCUUAGUUUUGAAAGUAAUCAGGGAAUCAGGAAGCCUUCAAAAAUCUCUUAUUACAAAUUAUAUCUAUAAAGAAUAGGAUUGUUGUCUCUGGCUUACGAUAUUGAUUAUAUGUGAAUACUCUUUAGUAACAGAUACUGUGCUUCUGAGGUUGGUAUUAUAGCAGAGGGAAGAGUGUCAAACACAACCAACAGGAAGUUUUCUGAAACAAGUGUUUGGCAAUCCCCUAUAGUUUCUUUUUGUGUGUGUGUUUUAUACAUGUCACAGGCUUACUGGUAAUGGUAACAUUUGCCUUGCCCAGCGAGCAAGACCCACUCAUUUUUGGGAAAGUGGGUCCAAAGAAUUUUGUAGGCCUUGUAGGCCUGAAUUAAGGCUCAUUUUUCAUCUACUAAAUCUUCAUUAUUUGAAAACAACCACCACCAACAACAAUUUAAAAAAAUAAUAACAAUAAGCCUAACCAGAAUCGCGCUACCUAAACCCAUUUCAAAUAUAAUCCUUUCCUGUUUUUAAGGAACUGAACUUAAUGCCACUGUUAUUUUUUGGCUGAAUCCCACACCUACUUAGCAAAGCAUGGGCAAGGAUGUUGUGUUCUUUUUUGCAGCACCAAUGCAAAGGAUAGUUACAAAUUAUAGUUUAAUAUUUCUGGUGUUUUAAAAAAAAAAAACAAACAGGUUUAAAACUGGACAUACUACAAGACUUCAUUUUUAUUUUUUAGGUACGCAUGCAAUGUCCGGUCCUAUGUAUCUCACUGGUAUCACAGUACAAACCUUCACUGAGCUUCCUAGGAUGACACACCCACCAAAUUGCUAGAUUGAAGGUGCCUUGCCUUGAUCUCUGUAUACUGUACUUUCUCCUACAUCAACCUAGAAGAAAUCAAAACCAUGAUAAAACUGAAGCCUUGGAUCAUGUUACCAGAAACAACAUCGAACCUUUGAGUUUGUCACUUGUGAACAAGCAAAAGCAGCACUGCAGGGCGGGGGCGAAGGAGAAUGUUUUUAAAAUGCCACAGAGAUGCCACUGAAGUGUUGCACACUUAAGGCACAGGCUUCCAGAAAAGUAAAAAUAAGGGUACUCUCUGUAUACUUCAGAAGGUAUUUGUUUCUCAGAAAGGGCAACAAGGACCAAACUGUACCUCAGUCUGGAAAGCUGUGCGGUAAUGCUCACUUGGCCUCUUGCUCUUAGUUGAUAUUUUAAGACACACUCUAGAAAAUUUAAAACAAAA